This is a messenger RNA of Macrobrachium nipponense, 3447 nucleotides long. RefSeq lists its product as uncharacterized. The coding region runs from base 132 to 2402 and encodes 756 amino acids. The record is from RefSeq and is a predicted model, not a curated record. The transcript is spliced from 2 exons. Lineage: Eukaryota; Metazoa; Arthropoda; Malacostraca; Decapoda; Palaemonidae.
ACAUCCAGAGCUUUAAUAGUAAGAAGUAAGUUGAAGAUUAUAGUUGAUGUUACCUUUAGCUAGUUAAGAAACUAAUUUAAGUGUACACAUACCACCAGAAAUAACUCCGGCGGCAUUAAUUGACGAAACUCAUGUAUCUUUCCAACUUACAGAUGGUUCGCUGCCCGGAGGCGGGGUGUCUGACCGUUCUUCAGAAGAUGUAUGGACAUGAGGUCUGCCAGUCUCAUGCCAGCUGUGCCAUCCAACUGGAGGGACUCUUGGUCUGGCACCCAGAAGCCUGCGAGGUGUGUUACGGCCUCGUUAGGAACGUGACAGAUGAAUCGGUUGAUCCGACGCUCAAGGCCUCCUCGCUGAUGACCCUCAAGGCCUGGGUAGGGGGGUUUAGGAGGAACGUCGGAUCUGGCCGCCCCUAUGUGCUGUCGGAGGAGAUGUGUUUCCUCCUCUACCCAAACGCUAAGGUUUCGGCAGCUGUAGCGGCGGAAGUGGCGGCUCCCAUUAUAGAGCGGAUCCGCCAAGAGACCCAAGCCCCUCCUGAGGAUCAAGAGGGCUUGUGUGCGAAAAUGACAGAGGUGACGGCCAUCAGCCUGCAUAGAGAGCGCAUGACCAUCGAGGACCAGGAGGAAGGUAGGGAGGUAGGUGAGGCAGGUAAUUGUGGGGCUAAUGUACUCUCCUUCAGCCCAACUCCUUCUUCUUCUUCUUUUCAGGGCUUCUCUGCGAAGUCCACGACCUUUUGUGAUAGGUCGGUCUCAGUAAACCCCAAGGUGAAAACCUUAAAGACGAAGUCCCUGCCGAAGGCGGUUAGACCAGUCAAGCCUUCUCCGGCAGGCUCCGCCAGGUCGUCAUUGGCCCCCAAGCCUUUGACUUCCAAAGCCAGACCGACGGAGUCCGACUUCGACCAGGAGGCUUUCACCACUCUUCUCAUGAAGAUGGUGAGCGAAGUAGUAGUGGACUCGAGACUUCAGUCGAUGUCCACGCAACUCUCCUCGGGUCUAGAGACAUUCGGACAGUCCAUCCCGUCUCUGGCCCAAAAAUUACAGACCCAGGAGGAAUUGGUGGCUGGAUUUAUCCAUUCCGGAUGCACACCGCAGUCCUUUGUGGUGCCGGACGCAUCCAAGCUCCCGCCAUUUGAGAAUAGCAACCCAUGGCGGUUGGCUCUGCAUGCUCCCUUUUCAGAGGGCAGACUUACAAUUGAGGGUUGCGGAACCCGACCCGUGGAAGACUAUGAGUUCUUCCCGCCGGGCCUACAAUUCCCCUUCCCGGGCUACGCUAGGCUUGCCGAGGAAGCGUUGGUCAGGGUAGACAAGGUCCCGGAAGAGACAGUGAUCUACCCUAGAGAUCAGGCUCAGUCGGCAUGGGUCCGCAUCCUUACGGAAUGGGAGUGCGUCAACACCGAGUUGAUGCCUCACAACGGUUGCUAUACCAUGUUCGUAGCGCCGGAUAACAUCCCGACACCUUGCACAUCAAAGAUCGCAGAAUUGACACUACAGGCCGGAAUGGAGAAUAAACCCAUGCCUCAGCUAAAAGAGACGGAGGCCACCUCUUUGCUCUUUCCCAGAGAUCUGGAGUGUUGGGUUGGUGCUCCGGCAACGUUCACAGUGGGCAAACUCAACCGUGAUUGUGCCAUGACACAAUUCGGUGAACUUUUGCCUAGAAUUCCGGACACCAUGUUAAAGGCGGAAUUCGAAGCAAGAUGUAGGCUGAGCAGGUCAAUUAACUCAGUCACCACUGCAGAGUUGACAGCUUCUGUCUUUGCAGAGGAGCCUCUAUUCCGGGUCCUGACGAAGUCGAUGCUGCAGGCUUAUCAAUCGGACCUGUAUGAUUUCAUAGUGGCUAGACGAGCCUGCAGGAAGCAUGUCUUUGCUAAUGCCUCCAUCAGGCAUGAGCCUAACAAGCUCAUAAAUGCAUCAAUCUGGGGGGCUAACAUCUUUCCUGAGGACAUGGUUAACAGCGUCCUCAGUGAGGCGGCUAGGGCUAACCAGAACCUUCGUGACCGCUGGGGACUUAACUUAAAAAGGAAUUUCGAGGCCCCCGGACCACACGCCAAACGUAGGAGGAGGCCUAGGCAGUAUAAGUCUUCCCAGACCUCUCAGCCUCAAGCAGUGGUACAGGCAGUUCCUGUCUCUCAAAUAAGUAAGCCUUCGACAUCUAAGGCACAACCACAACAGCAGUUUGAUCUGCUGCAGAGUCAACCAACUCAACAGCCCUCGAGUUCAGCUGCCCUUGUGACUUCCCCAGCCUUCAAUGCCUCCUUUAAAACACAAGGGGCGUUUCGAGGCUAUAAUAGGCACGCAAGGGGUAGCAGAGCAAGAGGUGCUAACCAACAGAGAGCUGGCUCUAGAGUUCUCUCAAGAGGCAGAGGCUUCAGAGGAGGCAGAGGAAGUAAGACCUCAACCAGUCAAUGAGUCUCUCCAGGUAGGUGGGAGACUGUACCUCUCCCGGGAUCAUUGGACCUUCAGUACGUGGGCCCACAGUAUUGUAUCGAAAGGUCUGGGGUGGAGAUGGAUAAAAGGGCCUCCUCCACCAGUCAGUUUCCAUCAAAUUCCAACGACAGACCUUCUAGACUAUGCCAAAGACCUUCUUCAAAAGAAGGCAAUCAAGAAAGUUAAUCACCUGAAAUUUCAGUAUAACCCUUCUCAGAAAAACAUUAUUUUUAAUGAGUCUGGCCUCAGGCACCAGCAUAUCGGAACUGUCGGCUCUCUCUAGAGAACCAAAUCAUAUUGAUUUCCUCCCGUCAGGAGAAGUUCUGCUCUCUCCAGAUCGGAAAUUCUUAGCAAAGAAUGAAGACCCACAAAACAGGUGGUCUCCAUGGAAGAUUGUCCCUCUUCCACAGGACCCAUCAUUAUGUCCUAUUAUUACAUUAAAAUCUUAUCUGGGCAGAACUUCUAAAAAGUCUUCAGGUCCUUUUUUUAUUAGAGAGAAUGGUGGAACCAUUUCCUUGAGGGGCAUCAGACAACAAAUUCUUUAUUUUAUUAAACAAGCCAAUCCAGAUUCAGUCCCUCAUGUCCAUGAUAUCCGGGCAGUGGCUACCUCAGUUAAUUAUUUUCCUCAUAUGAACUUCAAGGAUCUUAAAAAAUAUACGGGUGGGAAAUCCCAGACAGUAUUUAAACGUCACUAUCUGAAAACUCUAGAGGCCCUUCAAUAUAUUCUGCAGUGGCUGCAGGGAACAUUGUCUCCCCUGAUACGGCCUAGUUAUGUAAUUCUAAAUCGGUAUUUUAUAAUUUUGCUAUUAAUUAUCUUUUGGUACUCACUCUCACCUACCUGCCUCGCUUGUAAUCCCUGCCUUUCUGCCGUUUGUUCUGGACUGGAUUGCUCAUCAACCCACUCCUGUACAUGUGCAUAGUUCUUUAAUAUGUUUGUUUUUAUGUUUAUUACCUGUUGCAUUUUCCUGGUAAUAGUAUGGAUUUGGUCAUAUUAGGUGCUAUUUACCAUCUGUUAUUUAUUAUCCUU